AUGAAGCUCGGCUACUUGGAGGGCUCUAUGCUGGACGAUCUUGGCAUACGUGCGGAGUCCCGCCGCCCAACACUGAAACUAGAUGAAAAGGGCUUUGAGGUCUCAGGGCCACGACCCAGCAGCAGAACAUCCUUACGGCCAGGCAGCAACCAGAGCCAAAGGGGUUUCCAGAAGGAAACACUGAACUCAUUGAGCCGGACCACAUCCAAAGACAGGCCAGCAUCGCAAGGACGAGUGUCCCUGAAGGGGACCCGUGAGGGCAAGCUGCAGCGAUCGUCUUCCAGGGAAGCAUCACUUCAUCAGCCGAGCACGCCUGGAGCAGUCGAAGCAGAGUUUGUUCCAAGUUGGCAACCUUUGGAGUGGACACGCCCGCCUCAAAAAGAUGUUCGCAGAGAAGGAGCUUCGGUGUACUCUGUUAGCACACCUGCCACACAGGGCGCCAGAGAGCACCAGCCACACCUUGUGCGCACGACUCGCAUAGAGCCUGCGGCCAAGGGAUAUGCGAACAAGCGUCCGCCUGUGCCUCCAAAGAAGGCUGAGCAGAUCGUUGUGACCGAGCAAGACUUGCGUCGCUGCGGCAGUGACCUGCAGAAGCUACGUGAGUGUAGCAUCAGUAUGCCAUCUAAGCCCGUGGAAGUGGUGAUGAAACACACUCCCGUCGAAGAAACUCAGAAGUUCGAGCUAUCCUUCAAGAGCAACUUCGCGAAAAUCUGCCGUGAAAGCGCCGACCCAAGGGAUCCUUGGGAGGGCUUGGGCCACCCAGACGAGCUCCGAGAGCUGACUGUGGAAGAUCUUGUCCUGAACCAGGUCUACAUCCACGCGCUCUCCCCGCGCAAGAUCGAGUUCGAUGUAAAUAACUCUGGCUCCCCAGAGCAGGGGACCAGGAAGCCCAAGCUGUUGCGGAGUGCCAGUGCUUCGACAAGGGCCAGCUCCGCGGAUGUUGGGUUGCAGACCUGGCCGACGGAUGAUCGUCGCGAGGGCUUCAGCCGGCGGGUGCCACGAGUGCGCCUUCGGCCUGGUCUUCCACCCAGGGGCGGAAAGCGGGCAUCCAGCGUCCCACGAGACUCCAUGGAAGGGGUGGAGGGCGGCAAGGCCGCAAGGCGUGAGGGCCAGGGCCCAAUUCAGCCGAUCAGCACCGACACUCCCCGAACGUCUCGGGAAGACGAGACUCCGCCACACAAGCGAGCCAUGAGGAGCUUUCUGAAGGGCGCGGCGAGCCGUGGGGAAACGCGAGCUGUCUGGUUGGCGCUUGACCGAGACACUGGCGAAGUCCAAGCCUUCAAGAAGGAAGCGGGGAAGCGCUUGGAAGCUGCUUUCCGCACUGGCCGGACAAGCGUUCCGCUGGCUGGCUUGGAGGACGCACUAGAAGGAGCAAUUGUGGCCUUCGACAAGACCUCUCAAAGCUUCGCACAUGUACGCCACAUGGAUGGAACUGAAGCAGACGUCCAGCGCUUUGAAGUCACGGCGUACAGUUCCGAGAUGGCUGUUGGAUUGGUUGGACCGCCUCACGGCGCCAAUGUGUGGCGGUUUGCAAGGGACGAUGAGACUGGCCACGACAGGCCUCUCCGCCUUGUGGGCACCGAGUUGGUGAGCCCGCCGUCGCCAACGCUGCCGCCUGUGAGUCGAAAUCGGCAGGUGUACUAUAUCAACGCUGCUCGGAUGCAGUGUUGCUUAUACUUGGAGGAUCAUGGGACUUAG
Molecule: messenger RNA, 1698 nt
Organism: Symbiodinium sp. CCMP2456
Lineage: Eukaryota; Dinophyceae; Suessiales; Symbiodiniaceae
Source: the annotation of a GenBank genome assembly